This is a messenger RNA of Procambarus clarkii (red swamp crayfish), 2861 nucleotides long. RefSeq names its product methylenetetrahydrofolate reductase (NADPH). Gene Ontology annotation, biological process: tetrahydrofolate interconversion. The record is from RefSeq and is a predicted model, not a curated record. Gene Ontology annotation, cellular component: cytosol. Gene Ontology annotation, molecular function: methylenetetrahydrofolate reductase [NAD(P)H] activity; FAD binding. Lineage: Eukaryota; Metazoa; Arthropoda; Malacostraca; Decapoda; Cambaridae.
GAGUAAAACGGGCGCGCGGCACUCGACCGGCCUCAUUCCGUCGCGAUCUGUCCCAGAGGCAGGUGAGUGGCUCUCCCCCGCACGGUGCUCCGGGAACAGCUUCAGACACCGCGCGCUUCUUCAGGAAAGAAAAAAACUUGAAAGCUUGAGAGACGCUAAAGUGGCCGCUAACACACUUCACUGGCAGCACAAGGCAAAGGAACCCUCAAACUAGAGCUGAAGCAGACUAAGAACGGAGAGCUCAGUGUGAUGAAUGAGCACACUUGUCAAACGUAAUAAGCUGUACAAAAGUCCAAAGGAAAGCUAACCAACUAAAACUUGUCAGCAGUCUUGGCAGAGUCCAACUAUUGAUGAGGCAGCAGUAAGAGAAAGCGGUACCAUACGUAACUGAGCAUUAUGGUGAAGGAGGGACCGACGGCCCUGCCGUCACCACCUAGUACACCUGCAGCUCUUCCCAUCCUUAAGGAAUUCCUGAGCCAUAGAGAUCAUGCACAUUCAAAAAAUGAUCAUCCUCAGCAAGAUGAUGAUGCCCAUCUGCAUAUGCCAGAGUAUCUCACCGGCUACCAUAGCCUUAGUGAAAAGAUACAAAGCCGUAUCGAGUCAAAUGACAAGUUCUUUUCACUUGAAUUCUUCCCUCCAAGGACUAAGGGAGGUGCAGUUAAUCUGCUAGCCAGGUUUGACCGGUUGCGUGAAGGCAACCCGCUCUUCUGCGAUGUUACGUGGCACCCAGCUGGCAACCCUGGGGGAGAUACAGAGACUUCAUCUUUAACAAUAGCAGGUGCGGCUCUGAACUACUGUGGGCUGGAGACAAUGCUGCAUAUGACCUGCUGUAGUAUGACCAAGGCGGAAAUCACGAAGCACUUACAGCGAGCUAAGGACAUUGGUAUCCGCAAUAUCCUAGCAUUGAGAGGAGAUACCCCGCAUGUUGAUGAAGAUUGGGUCCCUCCUAAGGAUGGGUUUAGUUAUGCCACAGAUCUAGUCAGGCACAUUAGAAAGGAGUUUGGUGACUAUUUCGUAAUAUGUGUUGCUGGCUACCCCAUGGGUCACCCUGAGGCCACAUCUUAUGAGGAUGACUUAAAGUAUCUGAAACAGAAGGUAGAUGAAGGGGCUAACUUUAUCAUCACACAGCUGUUUUUUAAGGCUCAAACAUUCAUCAAAUUUGUCCGAGAUUGUAAAAGACUAGGCAUAAAUUGCCCCAUCAUUCCAGGCAUAAUGCCUAUACAGAGUUAUGACUCUCUGCGACACAUCGUCAAACUCUCCAAACUUGACGUGCCACAGGACAUUAUGGAUGUUGUGGCUCCUCUAAAAGACAACGAUGAAGCUAUCAGAAAUUAUGGAAUUCAUCAAACGUGUAUGCUUAUAAGGGAGUUGUUUGAUGCAGAAAUGGCACCUGGGGUUCACUUUUAUACUCUUAACAGAGAGGUAGCAACUACAGCCAUUCUGAAGCAGUUGGGGCUCUGGGCGGCAGCCCCUAGACGACCACUGCCCUGGAAAAUGGCUGCCAACCAUAAGAGAAGAGGAGAGGAUGUGCGUCCCAUUUUCUGGGCUUCCCGGCCAAAGGCCUACGUUUACAGAACACAGCAUUGGGACGAGUUCCCUAAUGGAAGAUGGGGCAGUUCUGAGUCUCCGGCUUUUGGUGAACUGAAAGAUUACUAUUUGUUUUACCUUAAGAGCAAAAGCUCCAAGGAGCAGUUGUUAGCUAUGUGGGGAGAAUCUCUGGAGACUGAGCAGGAUGUGUGGGAUGUGUUCCAUGCUUACCUUACUGGCAGCUGUAACAAGACUGGCCGCAAGAUCACUAAGGUGCCAUGGAAUGAUGAUGAGCUAAGUUCCGAGACUUCGUUGCUCAGAGACAAGCUGGCAGACUUCAACAAACGGGGAGUCCUCACCAUCAACUCUCAGCCAAAUGUGAAUGGAGCAAGCAGUGAGGACCCAGUUGUUGGAUGGGGGAUGCCAGGUGGCUACGUGUACCAAAAAGCCUAUUUGGAGUUUUUUACUUGUCGUGAGAAUGUUGAUGCUCUCACGAACGUUCUACCUCUCUUCCCUGGGAUUAACUACCACAUUUUAAAUCGAGAUGGCUCGGCCGAUUUCAGUAACUGCCACAAGCAUCGACCAAUUGCUGUAACAUGGGGAGCAUUCCCAGGCACUGAGAUUAUACAGCCAACUAUAGUUGAUCCCCUCAGCUUUAGGGCAUGGAAGGAGGAAGCAUUUGGUCUAUGGGAAGAACAAUGGGGCAAGUUGUAUCCCGAGGGAAGCCGAUCUCAAGAGAUAAUCCAGCACAUUACCAACAAUUAUUACCUCGUGAAUCUAGUUGAUAAUGAUUACCCAAAGGAAUCCUGCCUGUGGGAUGUAUUAGAGGCUAUGUUCACAUGGAGAAAACUCCAAGAAGAGAAAUUAGAAAAGCAGGAGGAGGCUGCCAACUCAUGUGCUUGUGCUCAGUGAAUCAAGAGCAUGGAAUAAUUUAAUGUAAUAUUUGGCUUUUUAAUGUGAGUGUCGACAAAGAAAAUUGUGUGCGUUUAGAAUUUCCCCUUGAAGUGCAUAAUUACUGAAAGUAGAAUUUCUCCUGAAAACUAAUUUAAUUACUGAAGUUGAAGCCAGUGUUUACAUUAUAAACGAGUAAAACUAUGAAACUGGCUUUGAUUUUCUAUAUAUGUACAGUAGUUUUCUCUUUUUAAUUUUUGUUGUGGAAAAUUAUUUCACAUGGUUAAAGAAAAGAAAGGUAUCUGAUAAUUUAAGAUAAAAGUGAGAAGCAUGUAGAGUGGGUCAUGGACGAGGUAUACUGUAUUACUGUACUACCUAAAAGGCUGAUCCAGACUUUAAAUAUUUUUUACUUAUUUAUUGAACAAUAAAGGUACUAUCUCAAA